AUGAUGCUGCACAAUGAAGAUUCCAACUCACAGUUGCCCCCACCGAGCAAUCCAAUUCUAGACCGCUACCUUGUGUUCAGAAACGGGACUCCUUUUGUCACAAGAUUGAUGCUUUCUUCGCAGGUGACUUGCUACAUCUUGUCUUUUCUUGUGAACACGCAAAAAGUUGCUGCAAACAUUCCAUACUUUACUGUCUACAACUUUCAACUUUAUCGCAUUCUUCUGAGUCCACUGUUAUGCAAUAGAUUUGUCUCUCUUGUCAUUGCAUUUUUUAGUUUUUCAGAACCUGGCCGACGACUCGAACAAAGCGUCGGCUCUACAUCUUUUCUUUGCCUUGUCACAACACUUGCAACCCUGACAAAUGUUGCAUACAUUAUCUUCGCCUUUCUUCUUUGCGAGCUGACGGGGAAGGAAUCUUUUCUGUACCAACAGGCUUCUGGAAUCUGGCUGGUGGUGUUUGGGAUCAUUGCAAUUGAGUGCAACCGAGCUCCGCCGCAGUCGACUCGUAGACUAUUGUUCUUUCCAGUCCAAGUGGAGUAUUUCCCGUGCGCUUUAUUUGCUUUCUUUUGCUUCUUUACUGGAACAUUUGAAUGGUCCCACAUCCUCUCGAUCGGAAUUGGCUAUGCCUACGAGCACGGAUAUCUAGAAAGUAUGAAGCCAGCCAGCCCGAGAUGUAGGAGAUGGGAGGAGAAGGGCAUUUACGGCUUAGCAGAAAGCGAUGGUUGGGUGAAGUUGGACCAAAUUAUUGGCAGUGGUGCAUGGUGUGCAGAUUCCAAUGAUCACAUAACUAGUCAAGCUUCUAACGGAGGAAGACUUUUCUCCCAAGUGCAGAGACAGUAUCAGAAGGUCUCGACAAAUGUAUUCUCUACAAGAGGAAGUGGUCAUGUCCUUGGUGGUGUGUCAAGACGGACAGCACAGUCCACGGUAGAUCCAAGAAGAGCUAGACUACAAGCAAUUGAAAAGAGAAUGAAUGAGGUCUCUGACCAGGGAUGCUCUGAGGUCUGA
Cylindrotheca closterium is the source of this 1005-nucleotide messenger RNA. The record is from the annotation of a GenBank genome assembly. NCBI's taxonomy places the organism in Eukaryota, Bacillariophyta, Bacillariophyceae, Bacillariales, Bacillariaceae.